Camellia sinensis is the source of this 855-nucleotide messenger RNA. RefSeq lists its product as uncharacterized. The record is from RefSeq and is a predicted model, not a curated record. Gene Ontology annotation, molecular function: nucleic acid binding; zinc ion binding. Lineage: Eukaryota; Viridiplantae; Streptophyta; Magnoliopsida; Ericales; Theaceae.
AUGGUACAAGAUUUCCACGCUGAGGACCGAACCAUUACACUUACAAAGGAAUUUAAAAAGAUGAAGCCGCCAUCAUUCAAAGGAGGAAUAGAACGAAUGAAAGCUGAAGCGUGGGUGUUAGGGAUAGAAAAGUUGUUCGAAGUUUUUCCUUGUACCGAAGCCCAAAAAGUGCAACUUGCUGCCUUCACUCUCGAAGAUGAAGCACGGAGGUGGUGGAUGCUUACAAGGACUGUACACCAAGGAUUAACCCGGGACAAAUUUUUGGAACUAUUUUACGACAAGUACUUCCCUCAAAGUACGCGAGAUAAGAAGGUGGCAGAAUUUGAAACUCUCAGACAAGGAAAUAAGACUGUUGCGGAGUAUCAUGCCCAAUUCGCAGAACUAGCCCGGUUUGCACCUCAUAUGGUGGAUACAGAUUAUAAGAAAGCACAAAAAUUUGAAGGGGGAUUAUGGAAUGCUAUCCUUGAUCGAGUCAAUAUGUUGAAGUUACCCACCUAUGUUGAUGUGUUGGAGAGGGCUGUUAUAGCAAAGGGAAACAUUGCUGCUCAAAAUUGGAUUUCCGAGUGGAAAGGGAAGAGGCAGAACAUUCAAUUAUCAAAGGGGUCAGCCACUCCACCAAACAAGAAACAAAAUUCAGGGACCUCUAGUACUUCCACCCCUACUCAAGAUUCAACUCCUGUUUGUUCAGAAUGUGGAAAGAAGCACCGUGGGACUUGCUAUCGGUUGACUGGAGCAUGUUUUAGGUGUAGCAAAACGGGUCAUCUAGUAAAGGACUGUCCUCAGAGAACUCAACAAAAUGGAAAUAGGGCUACUGCAAGUUUAGCAGGGUCUACACCAGCUCCCAACACCAAGUGA